GACAGCCAUGAGAUCUACUUCCGUUCAGAUAAAACCGGGGAUAAAACAAAACAAUAUGUGUACAACAUCAAUGUUCUCAAACAGAUAUUAGGUGAUGAUUUAUGUACUGAUCUGCUGUUUGUUCAUGCGUUCACAGGUUGCGAUACGACUUCAAGAAUCUUUGGGAUUGGCAAAAAAUCCGUUUUUCAAAAAAUUAUCAAGGGGGAAUCCGUGUUUCGUACAUGUUCAAAGAUUUUUUGUUCACCAGACAAAGAUCGAGAUACCGUUGAAAGUGCUGGCUGUAAGGCAAUGGUUUCAUUGUUUAAUGGGAAUCAAAACGAAUCUCUCGCAACCCUUAGGUACAAUUCGCUCUGUAAGAAAGUUUCAAGAGCCAAGACAUUCGUCACACCUGAACGACUUCCGCCAACUGCUUCUGCCACUAGAUUUCACUCGCUGAGGACGCAUUACCAAGUUAUGGUCUGGAUGGGCAUAAGUGAGGACAUGGUCUCUAACGACUGGGGAUUUAAAGUUCAAGGGGACAAACUCAUUCCGAUCAUGAUGGAUAAGGACCAUGCUCCCGAGGUUCUCCUCAAAAUGAUCCACUGCAACUGUUCCACUGGUUGUAACACGCUAAGAUGUACCUGUAAAAAACAUGGGCUUGAUUGUACAAGUGCAUGCGGACCUUGUCAAGAAGGGAACUGUGACAACAUGACACUGGGACCAAUACUAGAUGAAGACGAUGACGAAGAACAAUGA
Messenger RNA from Paramuricea clavata, 735 nucleotides. NCBI's taxonomy places the organism in Eukaryota, Metazoa, Cnidaria, Anthozoa, Malacalcyonacea, Plexauridae. The record is from the annotation of a GenBank genome assembly.